Molossus molossus (Pallas's mastiff bat) is the source of this 360-nucleotide messenger RNA. RefSeq names its product histone H2A-Bbd type 2/3. The record is from RefSeq and is a predicted model, not a curated record. Gene Ontology annotation, cellular component: nucleosome. The transcript has a single exon. Gene Ontology annotation, molecular function: DNA binding; structural constituent of chromatin; protein heterodimerization activity. NCBI's taxonomy places the organism in Eukaryota, Metazoa, Chordata, Mammalia, Chiroptera, Molossidae. The coding region runs from base 1 to 360 and encodes 119 amino acids.
AUGUCUGAGCAAAGGAGCCGUGGAGGGUCGUCCGAUCACCAGAGGAGGAUCCGCACUCGCAACCGCAACUACAACCGCACCGCCAGAGCCAACUUGUCUUUUUCUGUGAGCCACCUGGAGCGCCUCCUGCGGGAAGGCCACUAUGCCCAACGUCUCAGUUCAUCUGCACCUGUCUUCCUAGCAGCCAUCAUCCAGUACAUGACCGCCACCAUUCUGGAGCUGGCAGGCAACGAGGCCCAGAAGAGAGGCUGCAGGCGCAUCACUCCAGAGCUCCUGGACAUGGCGAUCCACAACAACGCACUGCUCAGCGGCUUCUUUAGGAGUACCACCAUAUCCCAAGUGGCCCCAGGCUGGCAGUAG